Synchiropus splendidus (mandarinfish) is the source of this 1502-nucleotide messenger RNA. Its product is annotated as solute carrier family 2, facilitated glucose transporter member 9-like. The record is from RefSeq and is a predicted model, not a curated record. Gene Ontology annotation, biological process: monosaccharide transmembrane transport. Gene Ontology annotation, cellular component: membrane. Gene Ontology annotation, molecular function: hexose transmembrane transporter activity. The coding region runs from base 16 to 1413 and encodes 465 amino acids. Lineage: Eukaryota; Metazoa; Chordata; Actinopteri; Syngnathiformes; Callionymidae. The transcript has 11 exons.
UUUGGUGUCUCGGUCAUGACCUCUCCAUCUGUGUUCAUAAAGGUGCUGGUUAAUGAGACGGCUCUGCAGAGAUACAAUGUGGUUUUGAGCGAGAGGGAGCUGGCUCUCAUCUGGUCCUUCAUGAUCUCCAUUUACGCCAUCGGAGGGUUGGUGGGGGGCCUGUUGGCAGGGUGGCUGCUGUCUUACGGCCGAAAAAGGUGUCUCCUGCUAAACAACGUUUUUGCCAUCCUCGGCUCGGCACUGAUGAUUUCCAGCAGACCGGCACGCUCUUUUGAGAUGAUCAUGGCGGGACGGUUCAUCUACGGGGUCAAUGCAGGGGUCACCUUAUCUGCUCACACUUUGUACGUGAUCGAGUGUACGCCCACUAAGCUGCGGGGGAUGGUGGGCGUCACGGUCGGCACGUUCAUAUCUCUGGGGAAGUUCACCGGGCAGCUACUGGGGCUCAGUCAGCUGCUGGGCUCAGAGCACCUCUGGCCCUGGCUGCUCGGUUUCAGCGGCGUGGUGGCGCUACUUCAGCUCCUCAUUCUUCCCCUCCUCCCUGAGUCUCCAAAAUUCCUGCUGCUGGAGCGGGGAGACCAGGUCGCCUGCGAGAAAUCUUUAACACGGCUGUGUGGCAGCAUGGACAUCAAGAAGGAGGUGGAGGAGAUGCUGAAGGAGAAAUCUGCCGUGCAGAACGUUCGCAGCCACUCAGUGAUGGAGCUGAUGAGGAAAAAAUCUCUCCGCUGGCAGUUGGCCACCACUGUCGUCUUUUUUACGGUCCUGCAGCUCAGCGGCAUCAAUGCAGUCUACUUUUAUUCAUUUGAGGUAUUCCGAGAAGCAGGGAUACAGGAAGACAAACUACGUUUUGCUGCUUUAGGUACUGGACUGUGUGAGCUCACCACCUCAAUCACAUGUUUCUUGAUCAUUGGAAGGUUCGGCAAAAGAUUCCUGCUGUUCAGAGGCUACUUGGGAAUGUCCGUCACUCUUGUUCUUCUGACCAUCACUCUGAAUCUCCAGCGCCUCCUCUCCUGGAUGCCCUACUGCAGCAUGGUUCUUGUUUUCGUCUUCAUUUUCUUCUUCUGUAUCGGGCCAUCUGGAGUGACAGCCCCUCUUCCAGGUGAACUCUUCACUCAGCCCUACAGAGCAGCAGCGUACACCAUAGCAGCCUGCCUCAACUGGACCGGACUCUUCCUGCUGGGGAUGGUUUUCCCAGUGCUGGUGGAGCAUCUGAAAUAUUUCUGCUUCAUCAUUUUCCUCUUCUUCUGCAUUGCCGCUACUUUGUACACAUGGUUCUGCAUGCCUGAGACGGCGAACCGGACCCCAUUGGAAAUUGCAGACGAGUUUAGGAGGAUGCACAGUAAAUCUACGAACUCCCAGGGCAAGCAGUUAGCCGUGAAUAACAACCUCGACAUCGUGUUUGUCACCAAACUUUGAUGAACUUCUGUUGUGGCACAAAUUCAAGUUGUUUUUGAAAUAUAUUUUUUUUCUAUAUUUUUAAUGUUGUUUCUUGAAAAAUAUUUGAU